UAUAACAACGGAGUUCUCAGUUCACCUCUCACGAGUUAUAACUUAUUUUUAAAAUUGGAUAACAGUAAAUACUGUAGGUUAAUGUAGUUGUAUAUGUAUAUUAUGUAUAAAAUAAAAUUAUAUAUCAGCUCUGUUGUGAAUAUCCAUAAUAAUAAAUUGUGAACGUUUUAUAGACUCAAUAACUGCUUCUUGUAAUUGUUGAUUCUUGAACGUGAUAGACUAAGUAAACAUGGAUGAAAUCGACGAGCUAUCACAGUUAGAGGAACUAUUAAAAGCUGAUGUGAAUUCUUUAACUCAAGAAAGACUUCAUUCAGUUCAGGAUGUUGACAUAUUUUCAAAGAAACAUGAAGAAUUACCUGAGCAAGUCAAUGAAAUACCUUCUACUGUUCAUAGUGGUGACACGGAUUCAUCUGACGAUGAAGAAAGACGAAAUUACGCAGAGCGAAAAUAUAGUGAAUAUGGGUCUAAUAUUAAGAAAACACUGGAUCAAGAAGAGCAAGAACAAACGAAUAAGAGGCUAGAUUUCGAGAGUAGGUUGCGUCAGACUAAUAUAGACAUAAAAGUUGCAAAAAAAUCUUCAUUUUCAAAAAAACUUCAGUUAGAAAAAGAAAAGGUUAUGAUCUCUGCUCCUGACAAUAAAAGUCAUAUUGCAAAUGAUGCAUUCUUAGAUCCAGUAUUUGGUAUUCGAAUCUAUAAGCCAUUGAUAUCAAGCACUGCACUUUUGGACCGAAUGCAAGGCAGAGAGGCAGUUAAUAUGCUGCGAGUUAAAAGAUAUGUGGAGAAUGAAGAUCUUACAAAAGAUUGGGUCAUUGCUGGAGUAAUAGUAAAAAAAAGUUCUGUUAAGAAAUCCCAAAAAGGCAAUCAGUUUCUAAUUUGGACAUUAUGUGACCUCAAGGAUGAUUUGAAAACUGUGUCAAUGUUUCUAUUCCGCAAAGCUUAUAAUGACUUAUGGAAGACUAUGGAGGGCACAGUUGUAGCAGUUUUGAAUCCAAAUGUAUUGGAUAGAUCAGAGAAUAGCAUGGAUCAAGCUUGCUUAAGUGUGGAUAGCUCAGACAGAGUAAUGAUACUUGGUCAAUCAAAAGAUUUAGGUGUUUGCAAAAGUAAGAAGAAAAAUGGUGAACCAUGCACUGCAUUCGUUAAUAAAAGCCAAGGUGAACAUUGUAUAUAUCAUAUAAAACAGGAAUACCAAAAGUUUUCACGAAGACAAGAGCUUCAGUCAUCAACAAUGGGUAAGGGAAUACCCAACUUGCAGAACAAAGUAUUUGGCAAGAAUACAUUCAUUUAUGGUGGAAAAUCAUAUUCUGCUCUACCUCCAAGUAACCACAAAACAGUUAAAGAUAGAGAUCAAAACAGACUGAUGUCACUGAGUGAUUAUUACAAAUCUGAAGGUGAUAGGCUGAUGACUAAUAGAGCUCCAAGUGGUGUUAAUGUCUUACCAAACAAAUCAGGCUUACUGCAUAGUCCUACUAGUCAAAAAAUUUGUGAUUCUCAAAGAUUAAGUAAAUUAAAUAGCUCACCACAAAGCAAUCAGAGUUUAGCAGACAAAGUAGCAAACUCACCAACAUUUUCUAAAAGUUUUGGAUUAAAAAAUUGUGGUGUAAUAGAUCUCAAUAUGUCAUACAGUCAAAAAGCUUCAGAGAAAGCAAAAUUAAAAGCAAUUAAGUUGAUUCAGCAAAAUGGAGGCAUUAAUAAAAUAGACCCUAAUAACAUUAAAGGUACAGAGGCUGGUAAGAAGCGAGCUUUUGAAAAACUAAAUUCUAAUGAGAAUGAAAAUGUCUCCAAGAAAUCAAAACCGAAUGAAGAAGUAAAACAAAUGAAAUCAGUUAUGUCAGAAAGAUUUAAAAAAAUCCUUGAGGCAACAUCUAUUCAUCAAAAUCUUAUAAAACAGCAUGAGGAUGAUGAACAAGAGAAAUAUUUUAAUAAACUUGAGAAAAAGGAAGCAAUGGAGGAGAAAAUGUUGAAUACUUUUAAAAUUGCCUGUAAAGCGGUGAGAUGUGUGAAAUGCAAAUACACUGCUUUUUCAGCGGCACAGUUAUGCAAAGAUGAGAGGCAUCCUUUGAAAGUUUUGGAUACAUACAAAAGAUUCUUUAAAUGUGCAGAUUGUAACAAUAGAACUGUGUCAGUGGAGCUGCUGCCGUUAUAUUCUUGCAGCAAUUGCAAUGGAUCAAAGUGGGUGAAAGCACCCAUGUUAAAAGAAAAGAAAGUUACAUUAUCAGAAGGAUUGUCUAUUCGUGGUGAGGAGGAAACUUAUAUUGGCCAAGUGAAUACCGGAAAGAACAUUAAUUUAUUAGUACCUGAUAAUUGAAGUGAGUAACUUAUAAUAUUAGAUAUAAAGGAUGUAUUGAAAUAAAAAACAUUGUGAAAAUAAAGCAAUAAUAUAAUUUA
This is a messenger RNA of Leptidea sinapis, 2385 nucleotides long. RefSeq names its product protein MCM10 homolog (gene Mcm10). Gene Ontology annotation, cellular component: replication fork protection complex; nucleus. Gene Ontology annotation, molecular function: DNA replication origin binding; single-stranded DNA binding. The transcript has a single exon. The record is from RefSeq and is a predicted model, not a curated record. Lineage: Eukaryota; Metazoa; Arthropoda; Insecta; Lepidoptera; Pieridae. Gene Ontology annotation, biological process: DNA replication initiation; DNA replication. Bases 230 to 2305 code for a protein of 691 amino acids.